UCCUGCCGACCCCGGAAGCAAUCGCCGUGCUCGGCUGCUUUGCUGCACAUCGUCGCUGCCAAAGUCGGGGCGAAGGGAGGGUCCGGUGUCCCCGUCCUCCUCCUCCCCGCGUCAAUGUUCUUCUCUCCCGCUUUGCUCACGAGUUUCUUGCCCGUCCUGUUGUCUCCCUGGGCGGUGACCGGGAGCAGCUCGGAGCGCCCCGCUGUCGGGAAGGAUGAAGACAUGGUGCAACUGCCUGGUGGGAAAUUGGAAUUUAGGACCCAGUUAUUGGAUGGUAAAACUGAAGACAGAUCCUUCAGGACAAUCAAACCAUUUGUUAUGGACAAGUAUCCGGUCACCAACAGAGACUUCCGGGAGUUUGUGAAGGACCAGAAAUACAACACAGAAGCAGAGGAAUUUGGCUGGAGUUUCGUCUUUGAGAAUUUUGUCCCGGAAGAGCUUAAAAAGAAAGUGACGCAAAAACUGGAGUCUGCACCAUGGUGGCUUCCUAUUGAGAAAGCAUUUUGGAGGCAGCCUUCAGGUCCUGGAUCCAGCAUCAAAGACAGACUAGACUACCCGGUACUGCAUGUGAGCUGGAAUGAUGCCCAGGCUUUUUGCAAAUGGAAAAGGAAGAGGCUACCAACAGAAGAAGAGUGGGAGUUUGCUGCUAGGGGAGGCCUGGAGAACAGAUUGUAUCCUUGGGGAAACAAAUUCCUAGCCAACCGCACAAACCUCUGGCAGGGCAACUUCCCCAAGGUUGACACAGCUGAAGAUGGCUUCCGCGGAGUAUCCCCAGUAGCAGCAUUCCCUCCUCAGAACAACUAUGGCUUCUACGACUUGCUAGGAAAUACUUGGGAAUGGACAUCCUCAGAGUAUCAUCCAAAUGGUCCUGCAUCCCGCCAGUCUGCUCAAAAGAUGCGUGUCCUGCGAGGAGCAUCCUGGAUUGAUACGGUGGAUGGCUCAGCCAAUCACAAGGCUCAGGUUUCAACCAGGAUGGGGAACACCCCUGAUUCUUCUUCAGACAACUUGAGCUUCCGAUGUGCCACCAGCCUCGUCAAGCAGCCAACGCUGGAAACUAUCAGCAAAAAGACCGAACUCUGAAGACAACACUAAACUCUUCCAAAAGACCCAGAUCUUUUCUCCUAUGGAGAUGGGUCAGCCUGCAUUUUUGCUGGCAAGGCUUCAGGAUUUUUUAAUAUGAGAUUGAUGAAGGGCAGUAUUAAUGUUUGAGCUAAAAAUGAAUAAAACCUUUCCACUGGCAGUAAUUGUAAUUAAGAUACACAGACGUUGUU
This is a messenger RNA of Python bivittatus (Burmese python), 1271 nucleotides long. It is a transcript of the gene SUMF2, whose product is annotated as sulfatase modifying factor 2. The record is from RefSeq and is a predicted model, not a curated record. NCBI's taxonomy places the organism in Eukaryota, Metazoa, Chordata, Lepidosauria, Squamata, Pythonidae. Gene Ontology annotation, cellular component: endoplasmic reticulum.